This is a messenger RNA of Capsicum annuum, 929 nucleotides long. RefSeq names its product cytosolic sulfotransferase 5-like. The record is from RefSeq and is a predicted model, not a curated record. Lineage: Eukaryota; Viridiplantae; Streptophyta; Magnoliopsida; Solanales; Solanaceae. Gene Ontology annotation, cellular component: cytoplasm. The transcript has 2 exons. The coding region runs from base 21 to 929 and encodes 302 amino acids. Gene Ontology annotation, molecular function: sulfotransferase activity. Gene Ontology annotation, biological process: sulfation.
CAUUAGUUAUCAAUAAUUCAAUGCAAGUGGAUGAAGAAAUACAAAGAGCUCUUUCUCGUAAAGAUAAACUUUGUCAGUGGGAAGGUUUUUGGGCAACUCCAUCCAUUAUAAAGGGAGUCAUGGUCUUCAAGGAAACCUUCAAAUCAAAUCCUAAUGAUGUUCUCUUGGCAUCUUCCAUGAAAACAGGUACAACAUGGCUCAAGGCCAUAUGUGCAUGCAUCAUGCAAGGUAAUUAUGAAGAGGAAGAAGACCUCUUAGUCAAGGACAGUCCUCAUUUUCAUGUUCCAACAAUAGAGGCCAUUAAUUAUCUAACAAAAACUCCAGCUCAGGAUCUAUACACAAUGUCCUCUCCAAGACUUUUUCAUACUCAUCUACCUUAUAGGGUUUUGCCAAAUUCAAUCAAGAGUUCAGAUAAUUGCAAGAUUAUAUACAUAACAAGAAAUCCUAAAGAUACCACGAUUUCCAGGUGGCAUUUCUUCAACUAUAAUCGUAAGCAUUUAAAAGAUUUCGUCCCUUUAGAAGAAGACGUGGAGUCUUUUGCCAAUGGGGUUCAUCUCUAUGGACCAUUCUUUGAACAUGUUCUUGAAUAUUGGGAAGAAAGUAAAAAGUGGCCCCAAAAAAUACUAUUCUUGAAGUACGAAGAUUUGAAAAUGGACCCUAGGAAGGAGGUGGCAAAAAUAGCGUUAUUUCUUGGAAAACCUUUUAGUAAUGAAGAGGAUUUGGAGAAAGUUUUGAAGAAGUGUAGCUUGGAGAGGCUUAAGAAUUUGGAGGUUAAUAAGAGUGGCUCACUCUUCUCUCAUCUCCACAAUAGUUCAUAUUUCAGAAAAGGAGUGGUCGGAGAUUGGAAGAAUCACUUAACACCUGAAAUGGAAAAACAAAUUGAUAAGGUUACCAGCUUGAAGCUCCAAGGAAGUGGCCUUGAACUUUGA